Molecule: messenger RNA, 1032 nt
Organism: Tinamus guttatus (white-throated tinamou)
Lineage: Eukaryota; Metazoa; Chordata; Aves; Tinamiformes; Tinamidae
Molecular function (GO): protein binding
Source: RefSeq, a predicted model, not a curated record
AUGAAAAGCUGGAUCAUACUGCUGGCUAUUGUAGUCAGCACGGAAGAAACACAAAAGCAGGACAUGUGUACCCGAGGGUAUCCUGGCAUCCCUGGCAAUCCUGGCCACAAUGGCAUACCUGGACGGGAUGGACGUGACGGCUCAAAAGGCGACAAGGGGGAUCCAGGUGAAAUGGGAAUUCCUGGAUCUCCAGGGAAAGAUGGUGCAAAUGGAGAGAAAGGAGAACGAGGAGCCAAUGGGACUGUUGAAGAAAAAGGGAACAAAGGAGAUAAGGGAGAAAGAGGACGACCUGGGAAACUUGGACCAAAAGGAGUUAUAGGAUCAGUGGGUUACAAAGGUCAGAAGGGAGAGCUGGGACUGCAGGGGCAAAAGGGAUUAAAAGGAGACAUUGGGCCCAUAGGUCCAAAAGGGACCAAGGGUGAGAUUGGCCAUCCUGGAAGAAUUGGUUUGCCAGGGCCUAUUGGCCCAACUGGUUAUCCAGGUCCUAAAGGAAGUGCUGGUGACUUGGGGCCACAGGGUAAUCCAGGAGUUCAGGGGGAAAGAGGCUUGAAAGGGGACAGAGGAGAUAAAGGGAACGUCGGUGCCACUGCAGUCCUGCCAAGAAGUGCUUUCAGUGUAGGCCUCACAGUCUCCACCAAAUUUCCCCCUUCCAACCGUCCCAUCAAGUUUGACAAGGUCCUCUACAACGGCCUAAAUGAUUACAACCCAACCACUGGCAAGUUCACCUGCAAGCAUCCUGGCGUCUACUAUUUCACCUACCACAUCACCAUCUACUCCCGGAACGUCAGAGUUGCCCUAGUGAAGAACGGGAUCAAGCUGCUGCACACUGUGGACAUGUACCAGGGCGCUGAAGACCAGGCCUCCGGAGCCACCAUCCUUGAACUCCAGAGCGGAGACGAGGUCUGGCUGCAGGCUCACCCUGGAGAAGCCUUCAACGGGCUGUUUGCCGAUGCAGACGACGACACAACCUUUACCGGAUUCCUACUAUUUAGUAACUCCGACAUGCUGGAGUCACCACUACCUGCAGCGUAA